GCGACGAGUCACGUCUUUCCUCCGGAGCAGCAGCGGAACGCACACGCAGUGUGCAGCUGCGGAGAUCGUCUAAUCAUGGUGGUGUUACACGUGCUCUUCGAGCAUGCUGCAGGCUAUGCCCUGUUCGCAGUCAAAGAGGUGGAGGAGAUCGGCAUGCUGCUGCCUCAGGUUGAGGCCAGUGUUCUGAACAUUGGAAAAUUCAACAGCAUGGUGAGUCUGGCGGCUUUUUUCCCUUUCAAGUCGGCCCAGGCUGCUCUGGAGAACAUGAACGCUAUUUCUGAAGGUGUGGUCCAUGCUGAUUUGAAGUUGUUUCUGGAAACCAACCUGCCUCGCUCUGGGAAGAAGAAAGCAGUGUUGGGAGUUUCUGAUUCGAAGGUCGGAGCUGCUCUACAAGAAGAGUUUGACAUUUCCAUCCAGACUGGCGGGGUAGUGGCCGAGGUUACCAGAGGUUUGCGUCUGCACUUCCACUCACUGGUGAAAGGCCUGACGGGCCAGGCUGCAUCCAAGGCUCAGCUGGGUCUCGGCCACAGCUACUCUAGAGCCAAAGUCAAGUUCAACGUCAACAGAGCGGACAACAUGAUCAUCCAGUCCAUUGCCCUGCUGGAUCAGCUGGACAAAGACAUCAACACCUUCUCCAUGCGUGUUCGUGAAUGGUAUGGCUACCACUUCCCCGAGUUGGUCAAAAUUGUGUCUGACAACUCGAUGUACUGCCGCCUGGCUCAGCUCAUUGGAAACAGGAAGGAGCUGUCAGAGGAGAGUCUGGAGCGCCUGGAGGAGGUGGUGAUGGACAGCGCCAAGGCGCAGGCCAUCCUGGACGCGUCGCGUUCCUCUAUGGGUAUGGAUAUCUCGCCCAUCGACCUGAUAAAUAUCGAGAGGUUCUCCAAUCGCGUGGUGUCUCUGGCCGGCUAUCGGCUGGAGCUGCAGGAGUAUCUGCGUUCCAGAAUGUCCCAGGUUGCCCCGAACCUGGCAGCUUUGAUUGGAGAAGUGGUUGGCGCGCGUCUCAUCUCCCACGCCGGCAGCCUGACCAAUCUGGCCAAGUACCCGGCGUCCACCGUCCAGAUCCUGGGAGCAGAGAAGGCCCUGUUCAGGGCUCUUAAAACGCGCGGCAACACGCCCAAAUACGGCCUCAUCUUCCACUCAACAUUCAUCGGCCGAGCCGCCGCCAAGAACAAGGGCCGCAUCUCCAGAUACCUGGCCAACAAGUGUACCAUCGCCUCGCGAAUCGACUGCUUCUCAGAGGUUCCCACGAGUGUGUUUGGGGACAAGCUCCGCGAGCAGGUGGAGGAGCGGCUGUCUUUCUACGAGACGGGCGAGCUGCCGCGCAAGAACGUGGACGUGAUGAAAGAAGCCGUGAAAGAGGCUACCGACGUCGCGGCCGAGAUCAAGCGCAAACAGGAGAAGAAAGAGAAGAAACGCAAGAAGCGUGAGCAGAAGAUGAAAGAGCUCGAAGCGAACGGUGACACCAACGGCGACGUUGAGAUGGAGAACGGCGAAGCAGACACCCCAGUCGCCAAGAAGAAAAAGAAGAAGGAAGCGGAGGAGACGGCGGAGGCAGAGGAACCCGCUGCAGAAAACGGGGCCGCGGAGACUCCAGGCAAGAAGAAAAAGAAACGAAAGGCCGAGGCGGAACAAGCCGCCGAGAACGAAGCAGAAGAAACGGAAACGCCGAGCAAGAAGAAAAAGAAAAUAAAGACUGAGAGCGUGGAGGCCGAGCCAGCAGACGAGAGCCCUGAAACCCCCGUGACUGAGAAAAAGAAAAAAAAGAAGAAAGCUGCAGAGUAAAGACAAACUAUGAACAGAUAUAAUCUAUAUUUUUGUACAGCUUUGUUUUUCCCCAUUUUAUACUUUCCUCCCAUUAGUCUGUCACAAACCUUUUGUGUGGGUGUUUUUGCAACCUCUCAGCAGGUUAGAUGGCAAUGAAAUGCUUAGAACUGUGCCUUCCAUGUUUAAACUCUACCUGUACUCAUGUAAAUAAAUUGUUGAACAAAUUACUCUUGUGAACG
Molecule: messenger RNA, 2003 nt
Organism: Salarias fasciatus (jewelled blenny)
Lineage: Eukaryota; Metazoa; Chordata; Actinopteri; Blenniiformes; Blenniidae
Gene: nop56
Product: NOP56 ribonucleoprotein homolog
Exons: 12
Coding region: 76-1782 (568 amino acids)
Cellular component (GO): box C/D methylation guide snoRNP complex; small-subunit processome
Molecular function (GO): snoRNA binding
Source: RefSeq, a predicted model, not a curated record